This is a messenger RNA of Trematosphaeria pertusa, 1752 nucleotides long. RefSeq names its product sodium/hydrogen exchanger. Bases 1 to 1752 code for a protein of 583 amino acids. Gene Ontology annotation, molecular function: sodium:proton antiporter activity. Gene Ontology annotation, biological process: sodium ion transport; proton transmembrane transport; vacuolar acidification. The transcript has 3 exons. The record is from RefSeq and is a predicted model, not a curated record. Gene Ontology annotation, cellular component: early endosome; fungal-type vacuole membrane; late endosome. NCBI's taxonomy places the organism in Eukaryota, Fungi, Ascomycota, Dothideomycetes, Pleosporales, Trematosphaeriaceae.
AUGGUCGUUGGCCUAGUGCUGCGAUUGACCGCAGUGGCUUCCGUCCGGGAUGCCGUGAGCUUCGACUACCAGAUGUUCUUCAACCUCCUCCUGCCCCCCAUUAUUCUAUCCUCGGGUUACGAAUUGCACCAAGGCAACUUCUUUCGCCACAUAGGCACUAUUCUUACCUUUGCCUUCGCUGGCACAUUCAUCUCCGCUAUGGUCCUCGGUCUUAUCCUGUUCCUCUGGACGAGAAUACCGCUUGACGGAUUCAAGAUCAAUUUCGUAGAGGCCAUGUCAGUCGGAGCGACCCUUUCGGCUACCGAUCCUGUAACAAUCCUCGCCAUCUUCAAUACUUACAAAGUCGAGCCGAAACUCUACACCAUCAUCUUUGGCGAGUCCAUCUUGAACGAUGCCAUCGCCAUCGUCCUAUUCGAAACAGCGCAGAAAUACAAGGACGGUGCCGAAUCGCUUGGCUUCUUAAGCCUGUUCGAGGCCGUGGGCAUCUUCUUUGGUGUCUUCUUCGGAAGCUUAUUCAUCGGAGUCCUUGUGGGAGUUGCCGCAUCUUUGACACUCAAGUUCACCUAUGUGCGACGCUUUCCGAAGACGGAGAGCUGUCUCAUCAUUCUCAUUGCGUACCUGACGUAUUUUUUCUCCAACGCAAUCCACAUGUCUGGUAUCGUCUCUCUCUUAUUCUGUGGUAUUUGCAUGAAGCAUUACGCCUAUCACAACAUGUCAAGACGGACGCAGUUAACCACCAAAUUUGUGUUCCAGGUCACUGCCCAGCUGUCUGAGAACUUCAUCUUCAUCUACCUAGGACUAUCGCUGUUUACCGAUGACAAACUGGAGUACAAGCCACUCUUCAUUCUCAUCACUGUUUUUGGGAUAUGCGCUGCACGCUGGUGCUCCGUGUUCCCUCUGUCACGAAUGAUCAACGCCUUCACGCGAUAUCGUGCACGACGUUACGGCGCACAAGACGCUGGAGAAGAGAUCCCUUACUCGCACCAGGCUAUGAUAUAUUGGGCAGGCCUUCGAGGCGCAGUGGGCGUAGCGCUUGCCGCAGGCCUCUCUGGGAACAACGGCGACACGCUGCGCGCUACCGUAUUGGUUGUCGUUGUAUUGACCGUCAUCAUCUUCGGCGGCACAACAGCACGCAUGCUAGAGAUCUUGGGCAUUCGGACCGGCGUGGUCGAGGAGAUUGACUCCGAUGACGAGUUCGACAUCGAAGUGGUCAGUGGCGGCACCUAUUCGCGACACAAGGGGCAGGGAUUCGGCCACGUUCCACGCGUGAGCCAGAACGGAGUCGCCCUUUCCAAUGUCAAUGGUCAAAAUGGCGCAUACUCAAGUGGCAAUACCCACAGCCCGCCUUCAAGACCAAACGCUUUGGCCGCUAGGAGAAACUCCAGCCGGCCUAGGCAUCCAGAUGGUGCUGAUCAAGGCCUCCUCAGCCCUGGAGACAGCGGCAGCAACGACGAAGAUGACACCGAUCUCGAUCUCCCACCGAGCGCUCGUCGAUCACCAAACCGCGUUCCCUCGCCGUUAGGGCUACCAACAGAUUCGACUCCAUAUCCAACCUCAGGCACCACCAGCAGAUCUACACCGAGCGGCCCUGGCGAGUCUUCAAGAGUUGCAACCGCGACUGGCGCAGUCAAGCAACUCAUCUCAGAUAUUUCACAGGAUCCAGCAAAUGCUUUCAAGCAGAUCGACGAUGGCUUUCUGAAGCCACAUCUUCUAUUGGAUCCAGGGAAAGGCGCUGGACCUAGCAAUGUGUGA